Trypanosoma cruzi is the source of this 1425-nucleotide messenger RNA. Its product is annotated as RuvB-like DNA helicase, putative. Lineage: Eukaryota; Euglenozoa; Kinetoplastea; Trypanosomatida; Trypanosomatidae. The transcript has a single exon. The coding region runs from base 1 to 1425 and encodes 474 amino acids. Gene Ontology annotation, cellular component: NuA4 histone acetyltransferase complex; Swr1 complex; Ino80 complex. The record is from RefSeq and is a predicted model, not a curated record. Gene Ontology annotation, biological process: box C/D snoRNP assembly; chromatin remodeling; regulation of transcription by RNA polymerase II. Gene Ontology annotation, molecular function: ATP hydrolysis activity; DNA helicase activity; ATP binding.
AUGACGGAGACGAAAAUUCGAACAGAGGAGGCACGUGACCUCACGCGUGUUGAGCGCAUUGGGGCGCAUUCGCACAUCCGCGGCCUGGGCCUUGACGAUGCUCUUGAGGCGCGUAUGAGCAGCCAAGGAAUGGUGGGGCAGGUGGAGGGUCGUCGUGCUGCCGGCGUGGUGGUGCAGAUGAUAAAGGAGGGAAAGAUUGCCGGUCGAUGUGUUCUUCUUGCCGGUGGCCCUGGAACCGGCAAGACGGCGAUUGCAAUGGGAAUGGCACAGGCACUUGGUGCCGAGACCCCAUUUACCAUGAUUGCUGGCAGUGAGAUCUUUUCGCUUGAGAUGUCAAAGACAGAAGCUCUCACGCAGGCAUUUCGCCGAAGCAUUGGGGUUCGCAUCAAGGAAGAGACGGAAAUCAUAGAGGGUGAAGUGGUUGAGAUAUCUAUUGAGCGACCGUCGACAAAUCCCGCUGAAGCAAAAGGACGCACCGGUCAAUUGGUGCUGAAGACAUCAGACAUGGAGUCAACGUUUGAUCUCGGAGCUAAGAUGAUUGAGAGUCUUCAAAAGGAAAAGGUGCAGGUUGGUGAUGUUAUUACCAUCGAUAAAGCCACCGGCAAAAUUAAUAAACUAGGCCGAAGUUUUGUGCGAAGCAAAGACUAUGACGCCAUGUCGUCCAACACGAGAUUUGUUCAGACGCCAGAAGGGGAACUGUCAAAGAGAAAGGAGGUGGUCCAUACGGUAACGCUUCAUGAAGUGGAUGUCAUCAACUCAAGGCAGCAGGGUUUCCUUGCCUUGUUCGCUGGUGAUACGGGCGAGAUCAAGCACGAGGUGCGUGAGCAAAUUGAUCAACGUGUGGCUGAAUGGCGAGAAGAAGGCAAAGGUGAAAUUGUGCCUGGUGUUUUGUUUAUUGACGAAGUACAUAUGCUUGAUAUUGAGUGUUUCUCGUGGCUGAAUCGUGCAUUGGAAAGUCCUCUUGCACCCGUUGUAAUUAUGGCCUCCAAUCGCGGUAUUUCCCGUAUCCGUGGGACGCACUAUAAAGCGCCACAUGGCAUUCCCAUUGAUCUGCUUGAUCGCAUGGUCAUUGUCACGACGAAACCAUACUCUGAGGCGGAGCUUAGCAAAAUUAUUCGCAUUCGUUGUGAAGAAGAAGACGUGGAAAUGGAUGAGGAUGCCAUAGCAUUGCUUACCAUGCUUGGUAAGAGCACAUCAUUGCGAUAUGUCCUCCAGCUCAUUACAACGGCAAAUUUGGUUGCCCAGAAGCGUCGGGCCUCUACAGUAUCUAUUCACGACAUCAAGAAGGUGUACUCUCUUUUCAUUGACCUGCGUCGCAGCGUGGAGCUUCUGCGGGAACACGAGAAGGACUUUCUUUUUGGGGAAGCAGAUGAAAAUCUUGAGUCGGGCCACCGUACAAAUUGCCGAAACGAAGAAGAGGAUUAG